CUCUCUCUCUCUCUCUCUCCUCCCUCUCCUUUGCUCUCCCCCCCCCCCUUUAGUCCCCCAUUACCACCUACCCACCCCUGUCUCUUCCUCCCCGAAGCCGGAUGUUUGCGCCGGCUGCCACCGGUAGGGCCUUGUGCCGGAGCGGCUGGCUGCGGCUGGCGAUGCUGGCCCGGCAGCCUCCCGGGCGUGGUCCUGCCACCUGGGGAGCCGCGUCGUUGCUGUUGAGCGGGAUCCGGCACGCCGCCAUCCGGCCCCCCGGCGAGGGCGGCCCCCCGAUGCACCCGCAGAGGGCCUUCUCUUCGGCCGUGCCGAGUGUGGCCACCGGGAACCCGGCGGCCGGGCAGCACCAUGGCGAUGCCGCGGAGUGCGCCGGAACGCGCCUCUGCCAGGCCAUCGAGCUCGGGGAAGCCCCGCUGCCACAGGGCUUCGACGAUGUGGAGCACUUCCGGCUGUUUUUGCGGCUUGCCGGGGACCCGCGAGCGAAUCGGCCACUGGCCAGCUCGUCCACCAUCGGCCGACUGCUGGGGAUGGAUCGUCUCUCGGUGCAGGCCCUGCUGAGCCGCUAUACCAGGGACUAUGGGAUUGCGCCGCCGAGGCGGUCGGGUCACAUCAUCCUGCCGGGCCUGGGGCCCGGGCACCCGGUCUUCGAGGAUCUGAUGGUGCUGGCCAGGAGGGAUCCGCCGGUGGUGGGGCUGACCUUGGCGCGGCUGGUUUGCCUGCCCCCGAGGCAGGUGGACGAGCUGCUGAGUGAGCAUAUGCCCGAGCUGCUGGAGGGGCCUACCUUCCAGCGGAAUGCGUGCAUUCGUCGGCUGAAGCAGCUGGUGAAUGUGGUCCCCCCCCUGUCGUAUCGCAUGAUGUGCAUGCUGCUCUCGAUUGACCAGAAUUCGGUGAUGAGCAACAUCAGAAGGCACAUGCCGGAGUAUGCCGAUCGGGCGGUGGCCCGCGCGCCGGCCGACCAGCUGGAGACGAUGCGGCGGCUGCUGUCCGACCGGAGUCUGGAUCCGCUGCCGUCCCCGCGGGAAGUGUACACCCAGUCGGGCUUGAGCAAGUCCACCUUCGACAUCCACGGCCCGUCGCUGCAUGCGGAGUAUAUGAUCCGCCUCCGGGGGGCGCUGCCGCCGGAGAAGCUGGCCUCCAUGCGAGCGCUGCUCCAGGAGCGGCGCCACACUCUGAGGACCAUGGCCGAUGAAUUGGGCAUGACGGCGCUCACCCUCCGGUGGUACAUCAGGCACUAUGAGCCGGAGGUCAUUGUGCCGGCGCGGAAUAACAUCCCGAUUCGGCAUCUUUCCCUGCCGCCGGACCGCAAGCAGCUGACGCUGACCGAGUAUACGAGGCGCUUUUUGCCGGCCGAGUCGCCGGUGCAUGGCCUGCCGGAUGCGGAGCUGGCUACGCGAUUGAGCGCGAAGGGCCUCCCCUCCUUGCGGCAUUACAAAAAGACCUCAUUCAAUCCGCUGGUCCAUUGCUCGGGCCCGGGGACCGACCUGCGGCCAUUGGCCAAGGACCUUGACGCGGGUCUGGAAAGCCGCGUGCUGGCCCUUGCUGGGAUGCGACCGGCCUUGACGAGAUUGGAGAUCAGCGAGCAAUUGGCCACCACGCAUCGGUAUAUUGCGGAUCUGGUCCAAUCGUCCAGCUGGCCGGCGGACUUCUGGCUUCACGGGUCGCGACGGGUGACCCCCCCCACGCGGGAGGAGAUCCGCUCGCUGCGGCGCUUGGCGAGCGAAGUCCACCCGGCUGGCGGGCGCAUGAAGUACACGGUGCCGGAGCUGGCUGCCGCGAUGGGCUGGUGUCCGGACCGGCUGUAUCACCGGUUGCAUGAGUGCUGUCCGGAGUACUUCUUCCUGGCGCUGGCCCCGGAGGCGGGGUCCGGCCCGGGGGGGAUGUAUGUGCCGGAGGGGAAGCUGGAUGCGCUGCUGGCCGCGGUGGAGGGCCAGUACCCGACGCCGGUGCUUCACCAGGUGGCGGCGGAUCUGGGGUGUGCCCUGCCGCAGGUGGUGAACUCGCUGCGAGCACAUGCCCGUCGGCAGGGUGGCCGCUUUACGGCGUCCAGGUAUGCGCAGCAUUCGGCCGGCCGGGUGUUCGAGUUGAAGCAUGUGUUUCUGGAGGAUCCGGCGCUGUACUAUGUGAAUGGGCGCCCGAGGCUUUGUCCGGAGGCCUCCCGCAUUUACCGGAACGCCAAGCAGUAUCUCGAAUGAGUGAAUGCACCUGUGUAUCACUGGG
Fonticula alba is the source of this 2217-nucleotide messenger RNA. RefSeq lists its product as hypothetical. Lineage: Eukaryota; Rotosphaerida; Fonticulaceae. The record is from RefSeq and is a predicted model, not a curated record. The transcript has a single exon. Bases 102 to 2192 code for a protein of 696 amino acids.